UGACCGUUUAGGGAUACAUCACUCUGCACUCUCUCUCUUUCUCUCUCUAUCUCUCUCUUCCAUUUUACAUUAGCUUUGAAGUUCUCCCAUAUUCUUCAACUUUCUCUCUCUCUCUCUCUCUCUAGAUUUUACAUUAUAGCUCUGAAGAUCUUGACUGAUUUCCGAGGCAAAGAAAGAGUGGUCAUGGAGGAUCAAACCCUAGAAACCCUUUCACACAAUAGCGAACAAAUUAUCUCCGGUCACAACACCGAUCCAUCUUUAACUUGUGAAACAGAUCAAACCCUAGAAACUGCAACAUGUGGCACAGAACCAGUAGAAGUGAAUAGUGAUUUGAUGGAUGAGAGUAAUGUUUCAAAUGGAACCCAAGAAACGUGUUCAGAUGGAGAGCAGACGCUACCAAUUCUGCAGAAAGUCAAAGACUUGAGCAAAAGAGUUCAGUUUUUAAAGAAGGAGCACGCAUCUCUAUGCAUUGAAGUGAAAGACUUAACUGCUGAUUCUUUUCCUGGAUUUGAAAUUUUAAAUGCUCUUCAGGGUCUAAGUGCUGAACAUGAGCUUUUGAAAAAGAAAUACGAUGAAGAGUGUAAACUUUUGAAGAAGAAGUACCUUGAAGAGUCAUUUGAACGUAAACGGCUAUACAAUGAAGUGAUUGAGCUUAAAGGCAACAUCAGGGUCUUCUGCAGAUGUAGACCAUUAAACCAAGGUGAAAUCGCAAAUGGGACCACCUCCAUUGUUGAUUUUGACUCAUCUCAAGAAAAUGAGUUACAGGUCAUUGGCUCUGAUUCUUCCAGAAAGCACUUCAAGUUUGAUCAUGUAUUUAGGCCCGAGGACAACCAAGAGACUGUUUUUGCACAAACUUCUCCUGUUGUGACCUCGGUGUUGGAUGGAUACAAUGUCUGUAUAUUUGCUUAUGGGCAAACUGGAACUGGGAAAACAUUUACAAUGGAAGGAACAUACGAAAAUAGGGGAGUUAACUACCGUACUUUGGAGGCAUUGUUCGGGAUUUCCAUUGAAAGGAGCAGUAUAACGAAGUAUGAACUUUUUGUAAGCAUGUUGGAGGUUUACAAUGAGAAGAUAAGGGACCUCCUGGCAGAGAACUCCAACCAACCAGCUAAAAAGUUGGACAUAAAGCAAUCAGCAGAAGGAACCCAGGAAGUUCCAGGACUUGUUGAAGCUCGUGUUUAUGGUACAGAUGAAGUGUGGGAACUGCUCAAGACCGGAAGUCAGGCCAGAUCUGUUGGAUCUACCAAUGCUAAUGAGCUUAGCAGCCGUUCUCACUGCUUGUUGAGAGUAACUGUAAAAGGAGAAAACUUAGUAAAUGGGCAGAGGACAAAGAGCCACCUUUGGCUGGUGGACUUGGCUGGAAGUGAGCGUGUGGGUAAAAUUGAAGUUGAAGGUGAAAGGCUGAAGGAGUCUCAGUUUAUAAAUAAAUCCCUGUCAGCACUUGGGGAUGUAAUCUCUGCUCUUGCAUCCAAGACAACCCACGUUCCGUACAGGAACUCAAAACUCACUCAUAUGCUACAGAGCUCUUUAGGAGGAGAUUGCAAGACGCUGAUGUUUGUCCAGAUAAGCCCUAGUGCAUCAGACUUGGGAGAAACCCUUUGUUCACUAAAUUUUGCAAGCCGUGUACGAGGGAUUGAGCAUGGUGCCGCACGCAAACAGGCAGACCUCACAGAGCUGUUUAAGUACAGACAACUGGCAGAAAAGGCAAAGCAUGAUGAGAAGGAAACAAAGAAAUUGCAGGAUAGUUUGCAGUCCUUGCAAUUAAGACUCGGUGCCAGAGAACAUAUCUGCAGAAAUCUUCAAGAGAAGGUUCGGGAUCUUGAGCUCCAAUUAGCAGAGGAGAGGAAAACCAGACUAAAACAGGAGAGUAGAGCUUUAGGUACUGCUGCUUCUGCUCAUUCUCCGGCCAUGGCAUCCCUAAAACAAUCUCAGAAGACUGUGACAACAGAUAGAAGGCCGCCAUUGGGUCCUUCAAGACUGAGGCUUCCAUUGCGGAGAAUCACCAACUUUAUGCCCCCGCCAACUCCUCUCCCCCCACCCCACAAACCCAGGACUUCUUCCAUUCUCCCAGUUUCAACAGAUGACAAAGAAAACAUAUCAAAAACAAUGAUGGCAGCAAGCAAGACUAGAACACUUUUGAAACCAAGGCGGGGUUCUAUUGCUGUCAGACCACCUCCUCCAACAACAAAUCAGGUUCUUCAGCCUAAAAGGCGGGCCUCCAUUGCAACCCUACGCUGCGAGCCAAACAUGAUGACUCCACUCAACAGUUCAAAUGCCCGAUUGAAGAAAGACCGUGUGAUGGGUCGGCAAUCAUUUGUUUGGGACCCACAAAGGGUGUGGCGUACAUCGAGGAGGCACUCCCCAUUGCCGGAGCUCAAGGAAGCAGGUGCAGCAGCAGUGGAGGCAACUCCAUCUGGGCCGAGAAGCAGCAAGUUUAUGGGAAGUCCACCAACGGGGCAGGCAGGUUCUUGGAAGCCUAAGCAUCCAACAGUUGUUGCACUACAACGGAAGCAGUUAGUGUGGAGUCCUCUGAAGCUGAGAGGCAUGAGAAGUAACAGGAAUUCAUUGCUGCCUUCUUGAUUCCUGACACAGACAUGGAUCAAGAUCUCACACAAUCUGUUUCAUCCACCACCCUAAAAUGUCAAAACCUACUUCUUCUUCUUAGGAUAUAUUGCUGUGUAUGCUUCUUGCUUACUAUACCAACCAUUUGCUACUGAGUUUUUCUUUCUUAGCCUUCAUUUUACAGUGUAUGAUUUUGAUUGGCUAUUUUAGUAAUAAGCAUCUCUCUCUCUCUCUCUCUCUC
Molecule: messenger RNA, 2803 nt
Organism: Cornus florida
Lineage: Eukaryota; Viridiplantae; Streptophyta; Magnoliopsida; Cornales; Cornaceae
Product: kinesin-like protein KIN-14S
Exons: 13
Coding region: 184-2580 (798 amino acids)
Biological process (GO): microtubule-based movement
Molecular function (GO): ATP binding; microtubule motor activity; microtubule binding
Source: RefSeq, a predicted model, not a curated record